AUGGUCGACGUGCAAUUGCAUGAACAAACGAUGCAAGAAGAUCCGACGGAAUUGCGCAACUUGGGUCCUGAUUAUGACGUUAUCAAGGCUGUAGGAGAAGGUGCUUAUGGCGUAGUGUACUCUGCUGUGCAUUUGCCAACGUCGACACGCGUUGCAGUGAAACGGAUAUCGCCGUUUGAUCAUCAAAUGUUUUGCAUCCGCACGCUGCGCGAGAUCCGGCUACUGCGACAUUUUCACCAUGAGAAUAUUAUUUCGAUUUUGGACAUGAUUCCUCCUGUUUCCUACGACUCGUUCAACGAAGUGUAUCUCAUCCAGGAGCUCAUGGAGACCGAUAUGCACAAGGUGAUCCGCACCCAGGAGCUGUCGAACGACCAUUUUCAGUAUUUUAUGUAUCAAAUUCUUCGUGGCCUCAAGGCAUUGCAUACCGCUGGCGUCCUGCACCGCGACCUGAAGCCGUCCAAUCUGCUCUUGAAUGCAAAUUGCGACUUGAAGAUCUGCGACUUUGGGUUGGCGCGCAGUGUAGAUCAGCCAGAAGCGAACGGCAAGGCAUUCCUCACGGAAUAUGUUGCUACGCGCUGGUACCGCGCGCCAGAGAUUAUGCUUACAUUCAAGGAUUAUACCAGGGCGAUUGAUAUGUGGUCGGUGGGGUGCAUUUUUGCAGAAAUGCUUCUGGGCAAGCCGCUGUUUCCAGGCCGCGACUACCACCACCAGCUCUCGCUUAUCCUGGAUGUGCUUGGAACACCCUCUCUCGACGACUUUUAUGCGAUCAACUCGCUGCGCUCGCGUGAUUACAUUCGCUCGCUUCCCUUUUGUAAGCGAAAAAACUUUACCGAGUUGUUCCGGGGCGCCGAUCCUCUUGCGAUCGACUUACUGGAGCGGCUCUUGGCUUUUUCACCGCAAAAGCGGAUCACCGUCGAGGAGGCGUUAGGGCAUGUGUAUUUGGAGCCUUACCACGAUCCCUCCGACGAACCCGAUGCGAAGCCGUUGGACCCUGGUUUUUUUGACGCAGAUUUCGCCAAAGAGCCCCUCUCCCGGGCGCAGCUGAAAAAGCUCAUUUUUAACGAGGUGAUGCGAUAA
This is a messenger RNA of Malassezia vespertilionis, 1077 nucleotides long. It is a transcript of the gene MKP2, whose product is annotated as mitogen-activated protein kinase. Gene Ontology annotation, biological process: protein phosphorylation; intracellular signal transduction. The coding region runs from base 1 to 1077 and encodes 358 amino acids. The record is from RefSeq and is a predicted model, not a curated record. The transcript has a single exon. Gene Ontology annotation, molecular function: MAP kinase activity; ATP binding. Gene Ontology annotation, cellular component: cytoplasm; nucleus. NCBI's taxonomy places the organism in Eukaryota, Fungi, Basidiomycota, Malasseziomycetes, Malasseziales, Malasseziaceae.